Molecule: messenger RNA, 468 nt
Organism: Rotaria sp. Silwood1
Lineage: Eukaryota; Metazoa; Rotifera; Eurotatoria; Philodinida; Philodinidae
Source: the annotation of a GenBank genome assembly
AUGUCAAUUUAUACAUACAUAAAUGAAGAUCAAAUUGAUCUUGAACUUAAAUGUAUAAUCUGUAAUAAACCUCUUCAAUUACCUGUCAAUUGUACUAAAUGUGGUCAAACAAUUUGUCAAAAAUGUUUUAAUCUAUGUAGAAAACAACAAUUAUCAUGUCCAUUUUGUCGACAAGAUGGAUCUCAAUUUGUACCUGUUAUUACUCGUAUUGUAUUUAAUCAACUCAAUCAUUUACUAGUUCAAUGUUCAUUAUGUCAACAAACUAAUAUUAGACGAGGUAAUUUUGCUGAUCAUAUUGCUUAUACAUGUGUAAAACAAAUAGUUCCAUGUACUAAUAAAUGUGGAUGGAAAGGACGUCGAGAAAAUCUUGAAAAUCAUUUAAUUCGAUGUCGACAAACAUCACAUUGGUGGAAAAUUCUACGACGAUGGAGUCCUAUUGCUUGUUUUAUGCCAAAUCAUUCUAAUUAA